AUGUAUCACGCUCCUGCAUCUGACGGUCACUCGGUUGCAAUAUACCACGUAUGCAAAAAGGGAUUGGCGUCCUCUCCAGAUCCUGGACCAGCGCUGGUGCACAUUCAUGACGGAGGUUACUUCUCCGUGAGUGCACAAAAGGCAUUGGCAUCUGUUGUGCCGUAUGUGGCCAACUCGGGUGUUCCAGUGUUUUCGAUCGACUAUCGACUCUCUCCCGAGAACCCUUUCCCAACGCCACCUGAAGACUGCUGGACCGCUCUGCUUUACGUCCAAUCGCAAGCAAAAAAGCUCAAUAUCAAUCCCCACCGGAUCGCCAUCAUUGGCGAGAGCGCGGGUGGAGGGCUCGCCGCUGGUCUGGCUAUUCUAAGCAGAUCUUUAGCGAAACAGAUCCUCUUGUACCCCAUGCUUGAUGACCGGAUUGUAGCGGACCACACCGAGGGACUAGGUGUUUUCAGCAUAAACGAUCACGGGCUGGGCAGCCUACCUCGGAGGCGGUAUGGAGGUUGCACUGAAGCCGACGUCGUAUUUGCGUCGCCGUCUGUUACUUUCAGACUGCCCGAGGUCCUCCUGGGGAUCUCUGCACUGGCAGGUGCUCUUCCACGAGCCAUGAUGUUGUUCGGUAACCAAAGGACCAUGGACCUCGCCCUGACAGCGAGGGAACUGACGGCUGAGGAGGCACUGCAAUGGGGUCUGGUGAGAGAAAUCGUGCCGCAAGAAAAGCUCCUGGACAUAGCACUUGACUACGCCCAGGAGAUUGCCAACAUGAGCCCCGACGGGGUCAUCAUCACGCGGCUGGCGGCUAGGGAGGCCUGGGUCACUGGCAUCAGCCGAGCAACAGUAUCGUCUCGACAUGGCCUCGCCGAGCGAACAGGAACAGUCCGACUCCUAUCAGUCGGUGGGUUCCAACGGAAGGCCACUGAUACGCAGCCCGAAAGCAGCCAUGUGAAGCGGAGGGCGGCCAAGGCCUGCCUCUCGUGUCGCAACAGAAAAGUGCGGUGCGAUGUGACGAGCGGCGGUGUUCUUUGCACCAACUGCCGCCUGGAUGAUGUUGCCUGCGUCGUGACCGACACGAAUCGCGGCAAAGGGCGAUCCUCGAGCUCAUGGGGGCCGAUUAACAAUCCCACGCCCAUGAACGACGAAGUCGCCGAGGAGCUCCCGGUCUCGCUUACCUUUGAAGCGUAUAUCCGGCCCCUGCCCCCGCACAUUGAUGCUGGCGACAUCGAGUACUUGACCAAGAAGGAGGCCCUGACGCUCCCAGACGAGGAGCUGCAGUGCGCCCUUCUCCGUGCUUAUAUCCAAUAUGCUCACGCGUUCAUGCCGAUUCUGGAUCUCCCGCCGAUCUACACAGCCAUUGCACUGCGCGGGGAAGGCGAGGAACCCCUGAGCCUGAUUGUCGUCCAAGCCAUCAUGUUUGCCAGCAUUGCCUAUGUGGACAUCGACUACUUGACCUCCAGGGGCUUCCGGACGCGAAAGGCAGCUCGCCGGGUGUUCUUCAACCGUGUACGGCUGCUUUACGGGCUGGAGUGCGAGACUGACCGUCUUGCGCUCCUUCAGGCUCUCAUGCUCAUGACGUACUGGUACGAGAACCCGGACGACGAGAAGGAAACUUAUGACUUUGAAAUCUCUCCGCUCAAUGACGACGUCGUGCGGUGGCUGGGCCCUCUGCCAAUCAUGGAUGAUACACCGGCCAAGGAGACGCUUUACAUAACUAUCAUUGAGCUGGCUAAGCUGUGCUUGAACAUCGGGGAUAUCCUCUCCAGUCAAUACUCGGUCCUCAAUAGCCCCGGGAUGAGCGCAGAUAGGACUGUAAGUGUUAUGGUGGUACCGAAGAAGAACAUCGAGGCGGCUCAGAGCCUGGCCAAGUGCGACGCCGCGUUAAAGGACUGGUUCCAGGGUCUGGAAGAGUGCUGCCGCUACAAAGCAGGACAGUGGUCGUCUGCCGAUGAUCAGGACGGAAGCCGAAGGAUCGUGUAUCUGCAUCUGGCCAUGCUGCUGCACAUGAUCUACUUCACCUCAAUUACCGUUCUGCAUCGCCCACGAGCCUUCCAACCGGGGACGGACCCUUCCGAUUCGUCGGCCACGCGGCUCUCUCGAGACAGGGUCACAAACGCCGCCGUUCGCACCACCGAAAUGAUCUACGACCUAAGCACACACGACUCGCUGCGGUUCGCCUCCACCAGCAGCAUCACUGCGAUCCUUUCCGCUACCCUGAUGCACCUCGUCAACCUGCGCUCGGCGCAGGAGGACGUGCGAAGCAUCUCGAUUGGCCGCUUUUACCAGCCCUGA
This is a messenger RNA of Thyridium curvatum, 2286 nucleotides long. RefSeq lists its product as uncharacterized. Bases 1 to 2286 code for a protein of 761 amino acids. The record is from RefSeq and is a predicted model, not a curated record. Gene Ontology annotation, biological process: regulation of DNA-templated transcription. NCBI's taxonomy places the organism in Eukaryota, Fungi, Ascomycota, Sordariomycetes, Thyridiales, Thyridiaceae. Gene Ontology annotation, molecular function: hydrolase activity; DNA-binding transcription factor activity, RNA polymerase II-specific; zinc ion binding. The transcript has 5 exons.